AUGAGCUGUACAACACCAACGUCAAACUGUCUCGUCCCGGACACGCAAACAGAAACAGAAGCCAUUAUCGCCGUCACUCGGGGCUUCCUCGCCGCGCUGAACGCAAAGUCACGCGUCGACUUUGAAAAGCAUUGUGUUCGCGCCGGCGGAAUGACUCUCUCACCUCCAUCACCUACAGCUCUUCGAUUCUGCACGAUCGGGUCGUUCAUCGAGUACAUGGCGACGUUGAAAGACGAUAUUGACGAGCGCAUCUGGGACCCCGAGGUCAAGAUUCACGAGGCGGGAAAUCUUGCUGCGGUGUGGGCACCAUUCCGGGCAAAAAUCAAUGGUGUUGUGGACCACGUUGGUGUUGAACUGUUUGUGCUGCAUAAGUUGAAUGGCGAGUGGAAGGUUACUGGACUGGCAGAUUCUUGUCGACGGCCGACUGCCGAGGAGAUGGGGAUGAAGUGA
This is a messenger RNA of Penicillium waksmanii, 450 nucleotides long. RefSeq lists its product as uncharacterized. The record is from RefSeq and is a predicted model, not a curated record. The transcript has a single exon. NCBI's taxonomy places the organism in Eukaryota, Fungi, Ascomycota, Eurotiomycetes, Eurotiales, Aspergillaceae. The coding region runs from base 1 to 450 and encodes 149 amino acids.